UAUCUAGGAAACCUGAGUCUGAAAUAAUAUAUCCAUGAAUGUCCACAAGCUUUGGGAGGUCCGGGAGUACAUGAACGUAAAUGGCAACAUGUUAAGCAGCGAACUGAUUUCCAUGCUGCAAAACUCCCUCACUAUGCUGCAGACAGAAAACCAUUUCACACACAUGCAGUACUGGGGACAGUUGUACGCCGUGGAUGGUGACUACCACAUCGCAGUUGGCAUAACCAAUGAUGCCGUGGCAGAUCGCAGAUAUUUUUACACGACCGACUUGAAGAACUGGGCCUUAUUGCCGAAAGCAAAACGACGUCACAGGUUGCUGUCGCUGCUCGCAACUUUUCCAUUCCGUGGAGAUCCGACUCUUAAAGUUAAAAUUUUAGACGAAGCUCAAGAAGAAAACAACCCAGACCGCUGUCAGGUUAUUACAGAAGAAAGCAGGAUGGCGGGAACUAUUGCUAACAUUUGCGACGAAGCGGAAAUAUGCGCGAGAGGGCAGCUCAUCAAGCAGCCAGAUGGAAGAGUUGUCAUCAAUUCAAACUUUUACGGCCUAACUGGUUCCGAAGCUCAACAGUUAAAGUCGUAUCUUCAUAUACGUCCGCCUCAGCACCAGUGGAAUUCCAACCUUCUCAGCAGGCAAGACUAUAAUUAUAGUAUGGAUUUCCUUGACUCCAUCGACCAGGAUAUACCUAAUGGCUGUUGGAAUUUGAGUUUAGAACAAACGGGAAGUAUUGCGUAUCUGAAGAGCCUGUACUGGCCUGGAAUGACAUAUUUCCAUCAAAUUCGAACCCCUGAUGCCGGUUUUCUAUAUAUAGGCAACGGCCGUAAAAAUCUAGACGUACCAUUUUUGGUUUAAAUAGGUUUGCUCUUUUGCAAAUAUUAUUUCAAGUAGGUAGGUAUCAAAUCAAUAUGCAGGGACCAGGAACCGA
Messenger RNA from Cydia fagiglandana, 923 nucleotides. It is a transcript of the gene Rsph9, whose product is annotated as radial spoke head protein 9 homolog. Lineage: Eukaryota; Metazoa; Arthropoda; Insecta; Lepidoptera; Tortricidae. Gene Ontology annotation, cellular component: axoneme. The coding region runs from base 35 to 850 and encodes 271 amino acids. Gene Ontology annotation, biological process: cilium movement involved in cell motility; axoneme assembly; motile cilium assembly. The record is from RefSeq and is a predicted model, not a curated record. The transcript is spliced from 2 exons.